Bipolaris zeicola 26-R-13 is the source of this 795-nucleotide messenger RNA. RefSeq lists its product as uncharacterized. Bases 1 to 795 code for a protein of 264 amino acids. The transcript has 2 exons. Lineage: Eukaryota; Fungi; Ascomycota; Dothideomycetes; Pleosporales; Pleosporaceae. The record is from RefSeq and is a predicted model, not a curated record. Gene Ontology annotation, cellular component: proteasome core complex.
AUGGCUGCGCUCUACACCGGUGCACCUCCACAAGGCGGCCCAGGCUACUCGUUCAAGCAAACCCCCACAACUGUCCCAUCCGGCGAGCGGCAACAUGGUUUCUACCCAUACACCGACAACGGCGGCUCAACGCUAGGCAUCUCGGGAGCCGACUUCGCCAUCCUUGCCGGCGACACACGCUCGACAUCCGGCUACAACAUCAACACACGCUACGCACCCAAGCUCUUCAAGAUCGGCGGCGAAGGUUCCGACAACAAGGGCGCCAGGAUAGUCCUCUCAGUCGUCGGCUUCGCAGCCGACGCCCACGCCCUCAAGGAACGCCUCGACACCAUCGUCAAGAUGUACAAGUACCAGCACGGCAAACCCAUGACCGUCUCGGCAUGUGCCCAACGACUCAGCCACAUUCUCUACAACAAGCGCUUCUUCCCUUACUACGUACACGCUAUCCUCGGUGGUCUGGACGAAGACGGCAAGGGCGCCCUUUACUCGUACGACCCCGUCGGUAGCUACGAGCGCGAGCAAUGUAGGGCAGCCGGUGCGGCUGCAUCCCUCAUCAUGCCCUUCUUGGACAACCAGGUCAACUUCAAGAACAUGUACGAGCCCGGUAGCGGAGUGGGCCACGAGCUCAAGUCGAAACAAGCAGAGCCAUUGCCUAGGGACCAUGUAGAGGAUCUGGUGCGAGACGCUUUUACGAGCGCCGUGGAGAGACACAUUGAGGUUGGUGAUGGGCUGCAGAUGAUGAUUAUCACAAAGGAGGGCAUAGCUGAGACUUACACCCCACUUAAGAGGGACUAA